Molecule: messenger RNA, 824 nt
Organism: Nematolebias whitei (Rio pearlfish)
Lineage: Eukaryota; Metazoa; Chordata; Actinopteri; Cyprinodontiformes; Rivulidae
Gene: trpt1
Product: tRNA phosphotransferase 1
Exons: 7
Coding region: 132-815 (227 amino acids)
Biological process (GO): tRNA splicing, via endonucleolytic cleavage and ligation
Molecular function (GO): tRNA 2'-phosphotransferase activity
Source: RefSeq, a predicted model, not a curated record
AUUUUUUAGUGCAUAACAAAUUUUACAACAAAUGUAACUAGUCUAGGAACCACCAAUGAACCUAGAAGAAACGAAGAAUUAAAAUCUGUUCGGUUUAUGACACUAAAGGCUGCAGAAAAAGGUUUGGACUUAUGGAAAGUGCCAGAGAAGGAGGGAGAGGAGGUACAAGAGGCAAAAGAAAUCGUACUGAGCAGGACAGAGAUGUUCGCCUGUCUAAAUCCAUGUCUUAUGUGUUACGUCAUGGAGCCAGUCAGAUGGGUUUUCAAAUGGGCACAGAUGGCUUCCUGUUUGUGGAGGAUCUCCUGGCUCACCCACAGUUCCGCUCUCACACAUUAGAGGACAUCGAGAGAGUUGUAGCCACGAAUGACAAGCAGCGCUUUAAGCUUCGUUCCCACCCAGAGGAUGGCCGGCUGCAGAUUCGAGCCAAUCAGGGUCAUUCAGUACAGGUGGAGGAUCUGGAGCUGAAACCAGUGCUGGCGGAUUCUCCAGACUGCCCAGCUGAGGCUGUUCAUGGCUCCUACCUGCGCAACUGGAGCGCCAUAAAACAACAAGGCCUGAAGCGCAUGAACAGGACUCACAUCCACCUGGCUUUGGGUCUGCCGGGGGAAGACGGCGUCAUAAGUGGCAUGAGAAGAAAUUGUGAUCUUGCUGUGUUUAUUGAUGUUCCCAAAGCUCUUGCUGAGGGCAUUGAGUUUUUCUGGUCAGAGAAUGGCGUGUUGCUGACUUCAGGCGACAGUGAGGGUAGACUUCUUCCUAAAUACUUCAUCCGGGCCUUAAGACUGAAGCCUUCAAGAAGUCUCCUGCCUUUGGAGUAACAUCAGCAG